GGACGGGGAAGAGGAGGUGGCCUGAGCAGCCCCUUGGGAAACUGGAGGCCACAGCACAUACAAGACAUGAAUACCUGAGCAUUACUAGUGGAAUUUCAUUACUAGAAGACUCUGCAAGAAUGAACGUGCCUACCUACGGGUAUUUAACUUCACACUUUUGAUGGCUUGGACUAAAGAUGUCCCCGCAGGGGCUCAUGUGUUCAGAGGGAAGACUUGUUUAUAAGAAAAAUGGGAGGAAGAGGAAUAACAGUCAAAGGAUGUCAUGCAACCCUCACAGGAAUCUGGAAUGUGCGCCAUUCAGUGUGACAACCGACCUAGCUUCUUCAAUUUGGAAGCUUUUGAUGGGCUGAAAUGAAGUUCUGAUUUCCAUUCUUUACUAAGCAAAGAUGAGCUAAUCUAAAAAGAACUUCAGGCUUCUUCCAAACUCCGCCUUGAAACAGACAACAGAGGCCAGAACAGCAUCACGGUGAUGAUGGUUUGAAACGCUAUGGCUGGGGCCACAUCAGGACCAGAGUUCUGAUCAAGCAGGAAAAAAGAAAGCAAAAGGAAUACUUUGAAAGGAAUCGGUUAAAAUCAAAAAUGAAAUUACUGGGAGCUUUGUCUCCUGUCAAAAAUUCCACAGUCAGUUUAGACCUGCUUAACCUUUAUAUAGUAAAUCAGAUAUCUUGUAAGAAGAAAGCACCUGAAAUUGUGAAGAAACCAAUCCAUGUGAACAUGAAUAGAGACAUAAAAAUGCCUCUAAGACAAUUUGAGUUAGAACUUCCAAUGUCACCUCAGUAUAUUCCUUCUAAACUCUGCCUUGAUGAUACAGAAAACAAUAAUAUACAUUGUCAAGAACUAGGUAACAAGGAAGGAUGUGGCCCAGUUCAGUCAUCACAAAUUAUGGACUCAUAUAGUGUGUUUGAACCUCAGUUCGGCAGAACAGAAAACUGCAGUUUUACUCCACCAUCUUUUUCAACAGAAUUAUCUCCUGAUCGACAUAUUCCAAAACAGAAUUUCACUCCCACAGCAGUGCCUUGUCCUCUGAAGGUUGCAUUUGGAAAAAAGCAAAAUGACCAGCUCAAUAAUGUUAAGUGUUCUGAUUCCUUAAUUUCCAAAUUAAGUGAAUGUCAAGAUGGUCUCAAUUCGCCGUAUGAAGUAGCAAAAUUUGGAGCAUUAUUUGAAGAGUUAAACAAUCCAGGAAAUGGGAAUUUCCUUACAACAAGGCCUGGUAUAUCUUUGGAUGAAGAUUGGAAAAGCACGAAUGAAAGACAGGCAGACCUCAUUUUUGGAAAACAAGCAGCACAACCUAUCUGGGGAGAAAAUGGAAAAGAAAUUUCAGAUUUCCUUAAAGAUGUGAACCAGCCAACUCCGAGUAUUCUGCCAGAGAAUGGUGGCUCUUUUGUUGGCCCGAACAUGAUCGAUUUGUUAAGUAUAGACCAACAGAUGAUGCAGAAAACUUUUGACAAGCGUGGUUGUGAUAGUUUGGGAAAGGCUUGUUUAGUUGUGAAUUCUGAUGAAAACCAUUCCACUGAUUUACGCGUUCGGAGCAGUUUUACAGUUCCAGAGUCAACUUUUAGUGAUUCUGCUUUUCAUAAAACAAGUGGUCCAGAAAAAUGUCAGCCAGUCAAGAGCUAUCAGAAAGAGCACAACAGUAAUGAAAUACGUGAUCUCAGUAUUGUUUUUGAAGAUUGUUAUCCAGCUAGUUAUGAAAAACAAGGAAAAAAUAAAAAUGAUUACCAAGAGAAGAUGCCACAGAAAAAUAACCAGGAAGAUCCAGUGAACUCGGUGUGCACUAGCCCUUUGGAAGAACUGCACCCUACCCAGGCAGGGCCCUUUGGACUUGCUGAGAUUAUGAAAGAAGGAACAUGUUCUUUAAAAGGCGGGCCAGUAUCUAAGAAAAUCUGCCAGGAUCUCGAUUCUUCCCAGGGCAGUCAGUGCUCCAGUUACUCUCCCAGGCCAACGGAGAGCUGUUUUAGUUCCAGUUCGGAGAUGCCAUCUGAAGAUGAAGACCAAAUACUGCAACAAACUGGAGACUCACAUAAGAUAUCCACCCAAACCACAGAAACAAGUAAUGAUUUUUAUCUAGAAAGGACCGUGGAACUUUCUGAUAAUAGGAUUGUUAGCAACAACGCCACAUUUCACAACCAAAAUGAGAAAUUUUAUCAGCAUUCAAUAAAAAAUAAUGCAGAUCAGUUUCCACAGUCCCAGUGCAAUUUAGCACACGCAGUGGAAAACAAAACCAGUAGCUGCAUUGUGCAGGUUGUGAAACGUGACACAGGGGUGCAGACAGAGACAGAAGCUGCGACGGAAGGAAAAUCAGAUGCUGCCGUACAGUGUGAUAUACGUUCGGCAUGUGCGUGUGGAAGGGCUGUGUCUUCCCCCCGCAGUGUUGAAAGGUGCGCUCAGAGUAUUGCGGCAGAUACCACUGGAGGGCAGGGCAUCCUCACAGACAGCUAAUACUCCUGUUCUACGGUCUCAACCUAAGAGGCAGCGUUUCUCUUGAAAGCAAGAGUACGUGUACUGAACUCCCUGCUGUGCAACAAGGAAUGAGAAAAUGUAGCUAACCAAUGUACGUAAGCAAUGUGUUACGUACAUGUACCUACCCCUCAGUGAAAGUUUUCAGGGUAUAUAUUUCGGUUCUUUGUAAGGCAUUGUAGUAUUUAUGCAUUUAAUUUUUACAUGGGCAUUUCUUUAAUGGCUUUCGUGUACCUAAGUUUUCAGAGAGUUAUACUUUAAAUUUCUAGAAAUUAUACUGUAAAUGUAUUAUCAUUCUCAUGUUUAUUCCUCACUACAUUGUAAUGAUAUGCUGUUGUUUCUGGAUUAAAAUAUGCUUCAUUA
Chinchilla lanigera (long-tailed chinchilla) is the source of this 2820-nucleotide messenger RNA. It is a transcript of the gene Redic1, whose product is annotated as chromosome unknown open reading frame, human C12orf40. The coding region runs from base 580 to 2439 and encodes 619 amino acids. NCBI's taxonomy places the organism in Eukaryota, Metazoa, Chordata, Mammalia, Rodentia, Chinchillidae. The record is from RefSeq and is a predicted model, not a curated record. The transcript has 17 exons.